GUCGACGCGCAGGCUCGCUCCCUCUUUCCCCUUACCGCCGCUCCAUUCUCUCCAUUCUUCCCCUCGACAAAACUGUUUUCGCUCCCUCCUCCCAACCACCAGCCCGAAACCACCACGGCUGUCACUCGUUUGACAAUUCCUCUCGUUUUUUUCCGUUUCUCUUCCAUCCGACCGUCGAUUUUUCAAGUCGACAUUCCACACUCUCUCCUUUUCAACUUCAGGCGCGGGACUGUCCUUAUCCUGCAGAGGUCAAGAGGAGGAAUCUUGCUUUCAAUGCCCAGCCACUAAAGCGAGCCUCCAAACGGGAGCACGCAGAAAUCGAGAUCACGAACCGAACCGACUUCGAGUCACCAACCCAUAUCCCAAUCCCCGGGACGACGUCAAAGGACCCAACCCGAAACCCCCAUCGUCGGCUGGUUCCUGCACUUCUCCCCACCCGUUUCUUCUUGUUCUUUUUUUGGCGUGAUUGUCCACGCCGCUCCCUUUGUCCAGCGCCUUUCCACCUCAACCUACCUGUCUUUUUGUCGACUUGUCACGCGAGUCGAUCCUGAACAAAGAAGCCAUCGACUGCGGCAACCGUGUUUGGACUUCAUCUGGGUCCACUCAUCCCACGACCAGGCACCGGUCGUCUCCAGUCCAGUAUCGCACUCGACAUCCACAUUCAUCUACCGUCAUCAUGCAGUGCUUUACAAUCGCCACGGCCGUCGUGGCACUCUUCGCCGGCGCCGUCAUCGCCGAUCCCCCGACCCCAGGUCAGACCGAGAAAGGCCUCCAGCGGAAGCCUAUGCGGCCAAUUCCUAAUGACGCUACCGUCCACGGAUGCUACAGCAGUGGCGCCGGGCUCCAGCUGGUGGACAAGGCAGUCAAAUUCAACACCAUGGGCGAAUGUGGUGUGAAAAUUUGCAACGUAAUGGGAUACAAGGUCGGCGCGAGCUACCAAGGCACCCAAUGCUGGUGUGGAAACACAUACCCGCCAGGUUCGAAGCUGGUCGACGACAAGCAGUGCAACAUUCCAUGCCCAGGCUACGACUGGGACGCCUGUGGCGGACCGAGCGCCUUUACUGUAUACAACACAGGUAUCGACCUGUACGGCGUUGAGAACGCCACCGAGACAGUAAGCUCAACGACAAGCUCCUCCGCUACGCCAAAACCUACCGAGUCUACGGCCGAUGCUGCCCCUGUUCAGACCACGAGUGCGCCACCAGAAAGUAGCAACAGUGGCAGCGGCAACACUGCAGCAAUCGCUGCGGGUGUCGUUAUUGGAGUUCUUGCCAUGGCCGCUGCCGCCGGUGGCCUUUGGUUCUUGCUAAGGCGUCGCCGCAACCGCGAAAUUGAGGAGGAGCACCGCCGUAACGCUGCGGUCAACGCCUUCAUUCACGGAAACAAGCCCGGUAGCAGUGGCGGUGUGUCCAUGACUGAUUCCCGCAUGGAUCCCGUCAUGGCUCAAAGGCGUAUGAGUGACGGCAGCAUCGCAGACAACCAAGACUACUCUCGCAGGAUUCUCCGAGUCACCAACGCAUGAGUAACUUCCCCCGAUGACGACGAACGACAAAGUGUAUUCUACUUCUCAUCGGCAUUAUCGGCGUUUGGGACACUCGAAUCCAGAGCGGCGACGAGACCUCGCAACAUCCGCUCGAGGCAUGCUACUCUAGCCUCUGGGUCAUGGAACUGCAAGAUGAUUGGCCAUCAAGUCGGCAUUUGCGCACCAUUGAAAGCCUCGGGGAUGGCGGAGGCUUAUAUCUCAAUCUUCCUUUACCGCCACCAGUGGCUGGACGCUAUCCUCAUGAUUUAGCCAAGCCGUGGCAUCUUCCCCUAUCAUCCAUUAUUUCUUCCACGAUCCAAAGCGCUUGGAUGCGUGUUCCAUACGGUAUUGCCUCUGUCCCGGUUCUUUUCCUUUGAAUUUCUUUUUUUUUUUUAGAGUGACUUGGGCAUCAUCUGGGGUCACCUAGCUGUCCACCCCCAAGAACUGGGUUUAGUCGUUACUGUUUGUCCUUUUGCGACAAUGGUGACGAAAGAAGAAGAAUAUGUGUAUAUCCCCUCCCUCCCUGUGUGCGACCCUGGUUCCCGCUUCGGGGCUGCAGCUUAUAGUGUGACUGAGGGCUACUUCCCUUCUAUGAUCAGUGUCAUUGGCUCGCGGCUUCGAACGGUCCGGGCAAGUCAAUGGGAGCAUAUGUGUACUAAGAAGGUCUGUCGAACUGGGCUGCCUUGCCGGCGUUUUCAUAUUUUUCCCCUCGUAUUUUAUUAUAAGUAAGUCAGUAAUAGAGGAUACCUAGCAAUUCGGCGGAUGAGAAUAUAGAAUUUGUACACUCGUAACCAUACUCUCAUGCGUUCUUUCGGUUCUGUGUGGCAAGUGAAG
Messenger RNA from Gaeumannomyces tritici R3-111a-1, 2356 nucleotides. RefSeq lists its product as hypothetical. Lineage: Eukaryota; Fungi; Ascomycota; Sordariomycetes; Magnaporthales; Magnaporthaceae. The record is from RefSeq and is a predicted model, not a curated record. The transcript is spliced from 3 exons. Bases 677 to 1522 code for a protein of 281 amino acids.